CUGAAGAGAACCACCCAAAGAACUAGCCACUGAUUGAUUUAUGAAAAAAAAUUAAAUUUUGGUUGCAUAAAAUUUUUGCUACCUCAUUCACUAAAGAUUACUGCAGCAGUGUUUUGGUUUUGUAAAAACAGAAUGACCUCCAACAAAACUCUUCUUCUUCACUCCCCUCACCAUGGGAACACUACAGUGGACACAGACACUGAAGACAUUGUGAAUAAGGUCAGCAUUGUCUUCCUUACCACGAUCGUUCUCUUUGGCACCACCGGGAACUCUUUGGUCAUCUGGGUGGCUGGUUUCCGUAUGAAGCCCAACGUCACUAAUGUAUGGCUGGUCAAUCUCGCCGUAGCAGACCUGAUCUUCUCCCUGACAAGAGUCUUAUCACUCAUCAGAGUUUUGUUCUACAAAAACUUUUGGCCUUUUGGACUCUUUCUCUGCAAGUUCACUGGUUUCUUCAAGUACGCCAACAUGUUCUGCAGUGUUUUUCUUCUGGCCGUGAUCAGCGUGGAUCGAGUGCUCUGCAUCUGGCGUCCAGUGUUAACCAGAAAACGACGGACGUUAUGUGCUGCUCGGGUGGUCAGCGUGGGAGUUUGGAUUAUGGCGGUGAUCUUUAGCUCACCGUACUUUGUGUACAGACAAGUUUAUUCUGACGAGAACGAGAACAAUUUGAACCAAUGCUCUCUGAAGGAGAAAGGAGCAGAAGAUGAAAAGUAUGUCUACUACUGCAUUCGUUUCAUCUGUGGAUUCUUGCUGCCCUUCCUGGUCAUCCUUAUCUGUUACAUACUAGCUGCUGUUGGGAUACGCAGAACACGGCUCUCUGGAAAAUCGAGGCCUCUUCGGAUUCUUGCUGUAUUGGUCUGUGCCUUUUUCUUGUGUUGGGCUCCAUACCACUUUCUAGGGCUGGUCAAGCUGAUGAAUGAAGAAAACAAGGCUGUAAAAGAGGGAUGGACUAUAGCUUCAGACUUAGCUUAUUUCAACAGCUGCAUUAACCCGGUUCUGUAUUUCUGCAUGGGACUGGAUGUUCGUCGACGAUGCAACCAAAACCUGUCUGGGAUUUUUCACAGAGCGCUUACGGAAGAAGGCCAAAGUCUCUCACGGCAAGGCUCUAAAGAAGAAAGCCAUAAUUCUGUUUCAAGAAAUGCAGAUACUGGGUGUGAAUCUAAAGUGUAAUAAAAGUUUUUAUAAGCACA
Puntigrus tetrazona (Sumatra barb) is the source of this 1187-nucleotide messenger RNA. Its product is annotated as C3a anaphylatoxin chemotactic receptor-like. Gene Ontology annotation, cellular component: plasma membrane. Gene Ontology annotation, molecular function: G protein-coupled receptor activity; complement receptor activity. The transcript is spliced from 3 exons. NCBI's taxonomy places the organism in Eukaryota, Metazoa, Chordata, Actinopteri, Cypriniformes, Cyprinidae. The coding region runs from base 133 to 1167 and encodes 344 amino acids. Gene Ontology annotation, biological process: complement receptor mediated signaling pathway; inflammatory response; positive regulation of cytosolic calcium ion concentration. The record is from RefSeq and is a predicted model, not a curated record.